AUGGAUGCUGAUCCGUGGGUGUGGUCCGCCGAACAGGUGGCACAAUUCUUCCAAAGCGAGGCAGCGACCUUGAUCCAAGACAAGCCCAAUAGUCAAUUACCAGACUUGGUGUCACUCGCUCAGACAUUGCUAGACGAAGGUGUCGCAGGAGCGGAUCUGCUAACCCAGGUGGACUCAAACUUCCUGAAAGAAGACUGUGGCAUCCGUCAGCUAGGCAAGCGAAGCUCUAUUAUCUACUGCAUUACACGCCUUCGAGGGCAGUCCGAUGGCUAUCAACAGAGAGACGGUGUCCCGGGACUUCGGACUCCACAGUCACUCAAUGUCUUACCACCGCAACCCCCAAGUUUACUGCAGCAGCCACUUCCCACCCCAGCGUUGGACUCACCAGGAGAACGUGUGCGCUCUGGAGAGAUUGCAGUCCAGGAUCGCAAGGGUCGUAAACGCCGCAAGCUCGAUCUCAGCGCAACAGUCGAGAAGGCUCCUACUGGCGGUUUCAUGGCUGACUCUAGCCUACCCAUUGACAACCUUUUCUACGGUAAAAUGCAAUUCAGUCGGGAGAUCGGCGAUCUGGAACCUUCAGCAAACAUUGAACAACACCAGACAGAGUCGAACCCCGACCUGGAAGUGUAUCAAAUCAUGUCUGAUGAACAGCCUGCUGGUGAUGUGCAGUACGUCUAUCGUCAAGUGAAGCAUCUCUUCAUGAACGACUCCACCAAGCAUGUCAAACGUCGUGGUCGAGAUGCAAUCGCCAUCUUACCAUACCGCGAGCGCCUCCUUCCUGAGGGAAAGGCAGUGUCAGCAACUGUGUUCGUGCCAGACGACGGGGCCGAAGAUGGCGCCAUGGCAGUCCGCGAAAACGCAGCGUUUCUCGACGAAGAGGUUGACUACAAUGAGUCCACUGAGCAGCAGCAUACCGAUGGUACGUGGGACUAUCUGACCACGAAUUGGAAGAGCAAGCCAGAUGAGGAUGUCCUGCCUGAGUACGGUCAGUCCGACGCCGAAGACAACGAGAUGCCUUCUGAUCUUGAACGUGAGGUGGACGAAGAGGAGGCGGAGAGACAAAAGGAAGCAGAGGCGAGGCCAGGCAAAGAGGAUAUUGAGAAGAUCCUGGAGGAGUCUAUCGAAGCUCUCGCUCAGGCAUGGAGAGCAAAGAAGCUGGAAAAACUCGAGGAAAAGCAAGCUUGGACAGUAUGGAAGAAGAUGCGAGGAAGCAAGACGAUUCGUGACGGCCUGAUCGCCAACACCCAUCAACAGAUCCGUAGCUUCAAUGAGCGAUUGAGGAAGCAGAAGCGAUGGAUCAUGGAGGAAGACUGGACUAAUGCGGAGAAGCUGCAAGAACAAUGCGAAAUCAUGGUACCGACCAUCGAGGACCGCGAGUUACUACUCUGGAAGAUGAAGGUGUGGAAUCGCAAACAAGAGCCGUCCCACGUGAUACGUCGCGGACACCACUCGGGCUCCAACAAUGCCAGGCAGCCGGCACCCAGUGGCCCUGGCUUUGUGCUACAGCCUGGUGAUCGACUAAGUGUUGAGCCCGCGGAAGAGCAAGACGAGGAAAUGUUCCACACGCCCGAAGGAAGUCAAGCUGGAGAUCAAGAUGACCAUGGCGAAGAGGGCGACGACGAGCAGGACGGUGCCGCUGACGACAUGGAUCUCGACUCUUUUAACGACAACUUCAUCGUUCAUGAAUCUUCGCCGGUUCCGACCGUAGACGACCCGAACAGUUCAGACGUGCCCAUCACACCAUCCGUGCGCAAGAACGAUGGCUCACAGGCACCUUCGUCAACCCCUCUUCGUAGGCGGGAGCAGACUGUCGACUCCGACUCCGACUCGGACCCGUUACCAGCUUUGCCUAAGAUGCCGAAAAGCUCUUCCCAACGACCCAAAUCGGAAAUCUUCAAGACACCUACCAAGAAGCUUGCUUUUUCUAACAGCCAAAGCAAUCCUGUGGUGUUGUCUUCAGAUUCAGAGGCGCCGACAUCGAGACAUAACGUCAGAAAGAAGGGAGCGCUUCGAAAGCCCGGUUUCAGCGCCGAUCCUCUAUCCGACAAGAAAGCGGAUGUCGACUCGUGGGAGCUCAGCAUGCUCAUCGGGAAAGGCGAUCGAUUGCGCUUUUUGAUCAAACUACUAGCAGAGGCUGGCCACGAGCAGAGGAAGCUCAUUCAGUCCUAUGUUGCGAAACUGCGCAGGCUUGGCUUCAAAGCACUACUCACGGCUACACUGGUAGAAUUUCAACGUGAUGCUCUAUACGAAGGCGAAGACGAGAAGGCCAGAGUUGGUGCAUUUUGCGCGCGGCUCUACAUGACAUUCCAAUCUCUGGAAAUUGAGCUGAUGGAAGGCGCAUUCGAUGUCGAUCCAGUCCUGGCCAAGAUCAUGAACGAUGCACAGCAAGUUGAAAUUUUCAUCGGCUAUCUGGAAAACGUCCUUCGUAAGAGCGACUCUGACCUCUUCGUCGCAAAGAAGCCACAGGCAAACAGAUCGAGCUCCAUGCUAGGCUCGUCCCCAAAGAGCGUUAUUGACCUUGCAAGCGAUGAAGAGCUUAGUGAAGACGAGUAUCAGCGCCUCUUGAAGGACACUCCACGCAAGAAGCGAAAGCGCAAAGUCAAGGAAAGCGAAUCUGCUCUUCAAUCGCAGAACAAUGCAGCCAAGCGUAUGGAGAGAUACCAGAAGACACAGAUAUCUAAUUCGCAGCAAUUGGUGGCCAUGGUGCAGCGCGACCCGACCAACUCGAAGAUCUCCAUCAAUCCUGUUAAGAACGAGGACGAUGAGUCCAUAUUCAUUCACCAGCCUAUCGCUAGUGUUAUGAAGGGCCACCAGAUCGACGGAGUCCGGUUCAUGUGGCGAGAAAUCACCGCUGACGACGGGGACGAGACCGAACCGCAGGGGUGCUUGCUAACCCAUACAAUGGGUCUUGGCAAGACGAUGCAAACCAUUGCAGUUCUGGUGGCAGUGAAUGAAGCUGCGCAGUCGGAGAACUUAAGAGUCUCAGCCCAGUUGCCAGCUCAGCUGCGACUGAAUUCCGAGCGGGAGCGUCAGCUUCGCAUCAUGGUCUUGUGUCCACCCCUGCUGAUAGAGAACUGGCGAAAGGAGAUCAGGAGAUGGGCCAGGCACAGGCUACCGAAUGUCUUCUGCAUUGUGUCUAGCGGCGGUGGCAAGAACAAUCACUUGGACGACAUGCGGACCUGGUAUCGCAUUGGAGGGGUACUGAUCAUAGGAUACGAACUGUUUCGCAACAAAGUUCAUCGGAAGGAGUCUAAGAGUGCGAAGACGAAUCUGGCCAACAAUCGAGACGGCGACGAGCUUGACCAGUAUCUGUUGCGGGGUCCCGAACUUGUUGUAGCGGACGAGGUUCACAAUCUGCGAAACAGAAACGCCAAAUCUCUGGCCGUGGACCAAAUAGAGACUCACAGCAGGAUUGGUCUGAGCGGCACGCCGCUGAGUAACAACGUCGAUGAAAUCUAUGCGUUGAUCUCCUUUGCGUCACCUGGCUAUCUCGGCGAAACCAAGGAGUUCAAGGCUCACUACGCAACGCCUAUCCAGGCUGGCCUUUAUGGUGACAGCACGCCAUACGAGAAACGAAAGUCGCUGAUGAAGCUGAGAGUUCUUCACAACCGCAUCGAGCCCAAGAUCAAUCGCGCAGACAUCAACUCGCUGCGUGGCUCCAUCCCGCCAAAGACCGAGUUCGUCAUAACGCUACCACUCACUUCGAUUCAGCAGACAGCUUACGGCAGAUUCGUUUCAGCCGUGCUUGGCGACUCGAAGAACGAGAAAGCGGGUCAGUUCCAGAUGUUUUCUUGGCUGGACCUAUUAGGUCUGCUCACAACGCACCCCCUAGCUUUCAAGAGGAAGCUUCUCAAGCCAGUCGUGAAGAAGACUCGCGGGAGAGCCACAUCGCCGCGGGGUAGCACGGUGUCAGACAAUGGAGGCGUUGACAUCGAUGAUACUGAAGACCUUGCUGACGAGGCUGUGCUGAACCUCGGCUUUUCUCAAGAGACUGUCGACGAGAUCGUGGAAGGUAUCACGGAUGAGCUGCAGGUGCGAGAUUCUGCUAAGAUGUCUAUGUUGAUCAGCAUCCUGGAGCUUUCGGCUGCCUGUGGCGACAAAGUCCUCGUCUUCUCGGGCAGCCUUGGCACACUGGACACAGUGCAGCAGACUCUUGCUGAGAAUGGUGUUGAGUGUGGCCGCAUAGAUGGCAACGUGCCACCAGCCAAGCGACUCUCGGUCAUCGCGAAAUUCGACAAAAGCUCUACUACAAACGUCCUGCUGUGCUCGACCAGGGCCAGUGGUGUGGGCCUCAACAUACAAAGUGUCAACCGCGUUGUUAUCCUUGAUUUUGGCUUCAAUCCCACACAUGAGGAGCAAGCAGUCGGUCGUGCUUAUCGCCUUGGUCAGCAAAAGCCCGUCUUCGUCUACCGAAUGGUCAUGGGCAGCACUUUCGAGGGGCACAUCUACAAUAAGCAGCUGUUCAAACAGAGUCUCUUUCAGCGCGUUGUUGAUCGAAAGAAUCCACGCCGUGUCGCUCAGAAGAAUACAAGAGAUUUUCUGUUCCAGCCACAGCACGUAGAGCAGAAGGACAUCUCGAAGUGGCUCGGCAAGGAUGACAAGGUACUUGAUCGGAUCUUACGGCGGGAGCUUCAGACGGCUGAGGCAGCAGGAAGUGGAGACACAAUCAUCCGCGACCUCACAACAUACGAGACCCUACAGGAGGACGCUGGCGACGAACAGUUCACUGAACAGGAGAAGCGGGAAAUCCAGGAAGAGAUUGAGGCCGUCAAACGUGGCAUCUUCUUUCGCCCAAGUGGCAUAGCAUCACAAGCAGGACCAGCGCCACCACCGACUGCUCAAGCAACGGGCCUCCCCGCUAAGAACGUGCGAGUCACCAAUGUCUUACCCAAGCAAAACGUGCGGCGCUCAGUCUCCGGUGGUAAGCCUGGUCGUCCUCCAUCCGCCGAUAAGAACGGCGUGAUGGCGCCUCCUCCUUCGACAGCCAGGCCAGCAGCUCCAGCACCAAUGCCGCAUGGUCUACCCACUGCCUACCCGCCAGCAGCGAGCAUGCCUAAUCAGGGACGACAGCGACCACCUGGCCAGAACUAG
Fulvia fulva is the source of this 5091-nucleotide messenger RNA. RefSeq lists its product as uncharacterized. Gene Ontology annotation, cellular component: nucleus. The record is from RefSeq and is a predicted model, not a curated record. The transcript has a single exon. Bases 1 to 5091 code for a protein of 1696 amino acids. Gene Ontology annotation, molecular function: ATP hydrolysis activity; ATP-dependent chromatin remodeler activity; protein binding. NCBI's taxonomy places the organism in Eukaryota, Fungi, Ascomycota, Dothideomycetes, Mycosphaerellales, Mycosphaerellaceae.